Messenger RNA from Blastomyces dermatitidis ER-3, 387 nucleotides. RefSeq lists its product as uncharacterized. The coding region runs from base 13 to 369 and encodes 118 amino acids. The record is from RefSeq and is a predicted model, not a curated record. The transcript has a single exon. NCBI's taxonomy places the organism in Eukaryota, Fungi, Ascomycota, Eurotiomycetes, Onygenales, Ajellomycetaceae.
CUUUGACUUCGAAUGGAAUGGUCAAUCUGUAGCGGCGCCCGCCCCAGUGGCGUUGCCCUAGCGAUCGCUCGGCCUGCACGCACGUUGAUCUCAUAUGUAAUUAUUAAUAAUAGAGAGAUGAGGGUAGUAGUUAUACAGGAAUCUGGCAUGUCUGCUUCUGGAUUAGUGUGGGAGGCUCGCCGCUCUGUCCUCACCCUUGCCUCACCUCGCCAUGCAUGUUUGGUUAACGAGAUCCAGUCAAAUAAGAUGGCUCCGAGACAUAGCUGCACGUUCGAGGCUGCUCACGGCCGCCAACACAAGCGGGGUAACAUGGCUGUUGCUGCCUCGUUAAUAUAUAAAAUCCGGCGCUUCGGUUUUCUUUAUACGUAGGCUCCUUUGUGAUCUUCC